Molecule: messenger RNA, 5590 nt
Organism: Labrus mixtus (cuckoo wrasse)
Lineage: Eukaryota; Metazoa; Chordata; Actinopteri; Labriformes; Labridae
Product: desmoglein-2.1-like
Exons: 14
Coding region: 114-3665 (1183 amino acids)
Biological process (GO): homophilic cell-cell adhesion
Cellular component (GO): plasma membrane; desmosome
Molecular function (GO): calcium ion binding
Source: RefSeq, a predicted model, not a curated record
AAAGACCCGUCCCGCCUCCGUCAGGUCACAGUCUGUGAGGAACACUUGUUGGCAUCAGUGGGACUCUAUACCGGUUCACUUCACGCGGAUACCGGGACUUUUUAUUUUCCGUCAUGCUUCGGGUUUCUUCGCCCGUCUUUGUGUCGCUACUGUUUGUGUUCCAGGCAGUUGUGGUGAAGUCAGUCUGGAUCCCCCCCAGGAAACCACUCCAUGAAAAUAAAGACUACACUCAACAGGAAUAUGUUGCCAAGAUUCAUUCAGAUUUCGACAAAGGCAACGGGAAUAUCCAAUAUUUUCUGGAAGGUCCUGGGGCAGACCAGUACCCCUUCAACGUGUUUGUAGUUGAUCAUGAAACUGGACUAAUUCAGCUCACCCAGAAGCUUGACAGGGAGCAAAUCGACACCUACAAUUUGAAAGGUGUUGCGAAGUACCGCAAUGGUGAAGAAGCAGAAAACAAGGUUGAUAUCAAAUUCAAGGUUGUCGAUGAGAACGACAAUAGUCCAAAGUUUGGUAUCAUCAAGGCGGGGGAGGUGAAUGAGCACAGUCCUGCAGGCACUCCGAUUAUGAAAAUAAGUGCAACUGAUGCUGAUGAACCAGGGACUGUUAAUUCAAAGAUUUUCUACAGCCUCGUUAGUCAGAAUCCACCACAUGAUAUGUUCUACAUUACCAAAGAUGGAAUCCUCCGUGUGAAAAGUUCUGCUCUGGACAGAGAGGAAGCAGAUACGUACACUGUGACGGUAAAAGCUCAGGACUUAGAUGGCGCACGAGGAGGAAACAGUGCAACCAGCACUGUCACUAUCAAUGUCAAAGAUGUGAAUGACAACAUGCCCACACUCACACAAGAGAAGUACGAAGCCAGCAUUGAAGAAAACUCAGAAGGUGUGGAGGUGAUGAGACUCAAGACAGAGGACCGGGAUCUGGAGGGCACAGAAAACUGGGAAUCUGAGUUUAAAAUCUUGAAAGGCAACGAAGCGGGGUACUUCAGAAUCACAACUGACCCUAAAACCAACGAGGGUGUCCUCUGGCUAGACAAGGCUGUGGAUUAUGAAGACGUAAAGGACCUUGAUCUAGGGAUAGCUGUGAGAAACAAGGUCCCACCAUUUGAUGGAUCUGGUACCUCUGGAGGUAGUAUAAGUUUUGGAGGAGGAAACGGAACAGGAUCAGGGUCUGGAUCUGGAUCUGGAUCUGGAUCCGGAUCCGGAUCUGGAUCAGGGUCUGGAUCUGGAUCUGGAUCUGGAUCCGGAUCCGGAUCUGGAUCUGGAUCUGGAUCUGGAUCUGGAGGCUGGUCUUCAGCAUCCUCAUGGCAAAGUGGCAAAUUUAAAACCUAUCCAGUCAAAGUCAACGUCAAGAACAAGCCUGAGGGUCCAGCUUUUAGUCCCAAAGUCAAGGCUAUUCCCAUCUCAGAGGGGGGCACGAGCGUCAACAUUAAUGAUGUCAUUGCACGCUACCCUGCAAUCGACGGAGACACUCGGGAAAUAGCGAAGAACGUCAAGUAUGUAAAAGGCUCAGACCCUGGCAACUGGCUAACCAUCGAUCCAAAGACAGCAGAGAUCAAACUGAACAAGCUUCCCGACAGAGAAUCUCCACUCCUGGUCAAUGGGACAUAUUUUGCUCAAGUGCUGUGCAUUAGUGAAGAAGACCCCAGUAAAACAGCUACCGGCACUGUAGCCAUCCAGGUGGAGGAUUUUAAUGACCAUUGCCCCACCCUGACCAGUAACUUCCAGACGAUGUGUACCAGUGCGGAUCAUGUUAUUGUCAAUGCUAAAGAUGAGGACGGAUAUCCUAAUGGAGCUCCUUUUGAAUUCAACAUUAUCCCAGAAGGCACUGAGGGGAAAUGGCAGGUGGAGCGUCUAAAUGACACCGCAGCUAUCCUGAGGGCUCAGGAAAAAGUUUGGCCUGGUUUAUACAAGGUGGAAUUUGAUGUGAAAGAUGCGCAGGGAGAGGCCUGUUCAGAACCACAGAAAGUGGAGAUCCAAGUGUGUACCUGUGAGGAUGGAUUGGUGUGUGGAAAACGAGGGGCCCAAGGUCAACUCUCCAAAGAAUCAGUGUUAGGACCUGCAGGCAUUGGACUGCUUUGCCUGGGCUUGCUGAUGUUACUACUCAUUCCUCUGUUGCUGCUCUUCUGUCACUGUGGGAGUGCUGCCGGUAUGCCAGGGGCCUUCACUGAGAUGCCUUUUGACACCAAAUCAAACCUCAUCAACUACCACACUGAGGGACAGGGAGAGAACACGGAAGUGCCACUUAUGAACAUGCCAACAGUGGAUGGAGGAGAGAUGAUAAAAAUUAGUAACAAAUCUUUUGCAAUGGCGCCCAUGGCAAGUAUGGGUUUCCAGCAGUCCGUUGCCUCUAUGGAUGGGAUGAACAUGGGUGUCUAUGACGACGGAUAUUUAAGAGAUAGGUCGUGGGGGACGAUGAACGAGCAACGUGGCAGUGCCUACUAUUCUGAGUUGCAGGGCAGAGGAUCAGCAGCAGGGGGGGGACUUUUUGAUGGCAUGGCUCUGCCGGACCACAUUCUUGCACAAUACUACACUCAGAAACUUGCCAGUGGAAACAACAAUGGAGCGGAGGACAAUCUUUUGGUCUCUAACUUCGAGGGCAAUGGCUCCCCUGCUGGCUCAGUUGGCUGCUGCAGUGACCUGGAGUCUGACAAUGACCUACAGUUUCUUGAUGACCUCGGGCCAAAAUUCAAGACCCUGGCUGAGGCAUGCGGAAGCAAGAAGAUCCAAACUGAAGUCAAAAAAGUGAGGGCUCCCGCUCAGAGUUCCGUGUCAAGGGUUAUGACCCAACAGUUGCCCCCUCCACCCCAGGUGCAGCCGACCAUCCCGCAAGCAGAGCGCACUGUGGUCAGGGAAACCGUGAAGGAAAGCACAGUGAGAGAAGGGAUGACCAGAGUGAAUGAAGGGAUGACCAGAGUGAACGAAGGGAUGGCAAAUCAAGGUCAGAUGUUCAUGCUACAGCAGCAACAGCCUGUCUACUACACCACCACCCCUAUGAUUCAGCCGAUGCAUUACGUAGUCCAGCCACAGGUUCAGAAUACUGUACUUCUGGCAGAGGCACCAUCCACCAACCUGCAAGGCAUGGUCCUGGUUAAUGGAACCCAGACUCUACCUUCCCAAGGCAUGAUGGUCCAGGGGCAGACCAUGUCCACUGCACAAGCCCAGGGCCCAGGAAUGAUGCUGGUAGGAGGGAGUGGAGUCCACACUGGCAUCCCCUCUGGCGCCCAGACCAUGAUGGUCGUGGAAGGCAGAGUCCCUGCAGGGUCAAUGAAAAUAUUGAAGGGGAGCCAGCCUAGCCUAGUGCAGGCAGGAGGGCUUUCAGGAUAUCAGAGAGUCCUGGAUGGCAAUGUCCCUGCAACAUCUGUGAAAGUGCUAAAGGGAAGCCAGACAAGCCUUGUGCAGGGGGGAACUCUACUGCAAGGAGGGCUUUCAGGAUCUCAGAGAGUCAUGGUGGUUGGAGGGCCAACAAGCAGCCAAGGGCAACUGAUCCAGGAAGCAGGAGGUCUGUCCCAGAUGAAGGGCUUCUCUGGUUCUCAAGGAGUCCUCUUUAGCAAGGGUGGCUCAGCUGGUGGCUCUAAAAGCAGCGUAGUGAGUUCAUCUACCACAACAGUAAUGGGAACCCCCACCUACAGCAAGACGGUGGUGAAGGAGAAAUUCACAGAAUUGUGAUAAAACUCUUUUUUUCAUGCAGUUCAAACUUUUGGCAAGACUUUCUCAAGUAUUUCUAUGAGACAUGUGUGCAUGUACCAUUCAUGGUGGAGGGUGUGCUAUAGCAGUUUGACUAGGAAUUAUACUUUAUGUAUCUGCAUGUUCACCUAUCUAUCUCUAUGUUAGUGCACUAAAGCCCCAUUUCCACCAAGCAGUCAGGUUUGGUUCAGUGUACUUUGGUACAGUAGACCCUUAUCUUGCUUGCAUUUCAACAGCCAACCGUACCUUUACUUGGUAAGCGGAGUGUAAGCCUGACAGUAGUAGCGGCGUCAGCUACAUAAUAGCCUGACAUGAUAGUGUGACAGUGAAGCCCGACAAUGAAUUAAACACCUCUAAGGUCAUCCAUGGGGCAGUGUUACAUGCUGACAUUAUUCACAAAAGCACAGCCUCGAAGUUACUCUCUCGAAAUCCACGUGAUAUUUAAACAUGUUAAGAUCUGUUUGAGAUCUGUUUGUCAUUUAUUACCACUGCACACAGAAAUGGACAAUUCUUUCAACCAAUCAAUGGACUGGAGUGUCUAGCUCCAUCCAAUAGUUCACUUGACUACCCAACAGAAGGGAAGCAAAAAAGUAGGAUUGGUUAUUUUAGUACCGUUCCCAACUUUUGACAGCGGAAACACCAAAAAAUGAAUACAGAACUGAACUGAAGUGGACUGCUUGGUGGAAACGAGGAUUACCUUACUUGUUUUCUUUCUCCCUAAAACGCACUGAUUGUUCUUUUAUUUGGUUUUAUUGCAAAAGUAUUUCUGUAAAAAAAAUAUUUUUUUUGUAAAUAUGGCAUGCAUCAUACAUAGACAGGAGCUGAUUUGAUCAAGAUAUUUGUAUUUUAAAUAGUUUGAAAUCUUUGUCUGAGAGAAGUUGGGAGUGUGUCAUUGGUUUAAAAAGGACCAGAAUGAAAAGUUCCAAUUAAACUAAUGUUAAGCCAACUUCCCUUCAGCAAAAUCUUGCGUCUUGAUCCAGUUUUAAGUUGAAUAAGCAGAGACGUAUUUAUCCUUAGUUUGACAUUUUGCAGGGGCCACUAAAAUGACCAUUGAUUGAAGUCUGAUGCCUUGACAAACACUCUCAACCAGUGGUUGCAUGUGGCUAUUGUUCUUGUUUUCUUGUAUAUUUUGAUUCAUGUUUGUUAAGUAUUGUUUUGCCUGCCAUGCCUGUAGGGUUUGCAUUGUCAGUGAGUGGGUCCACACCUCCAGGCUGCCUUGUCUCAACAUCUGUUAUAUGGAUUGUCAUGUUGUAAGCAUUGCUGAGAGAUUACUCUGAACCCCCCGCUCUGACACCAACAUUAGGUCAGAAUUUUAAUUGUCCAAUACUUGGAUUUAUGGUCAAAUACUCUAAUUGUGUGAAAUCCCAGACAGCCUUGUUUAUGAGGAGGGUACAGUUAACCUUGUACAACGUGCUUCCUUUCUUGUCCACUUCGCAAGCUGUGGCAACUUGCAAUGAUUCUGUCACACUUAAAGCACCUUUAGGCUGAAAAGGAGGGGAGUGGGGGUUACUCUCUACAAGAGCUUUGAAUUAAAAUAAAAUCAAACGUCACGUGCACUUGGUUUCUUAUGACCCAGGAUGAUUUAAACAUGCUUGACCUUCAACAGAGCUAGUUAGGGUCAUGGUGUUGUACAUGAGUGUGUUUCAACUAAAUGAAAAACUUCAAAUGGCAAAUGAUGCAUCAACAACGAUUAGUACUUUAUUUCACCCCGCUUUUGAAAUACUGUAAAUAGUUUUCAAUGCUUAAAACGCACGCAUACCUUGUUGCUAUGCAGAGCGAUGUUUAUGUGCUUGAAUACAUUUUGACUUCAUGUCCACCUCAGGGAUAUCAUAACAUGUCAAGGAUUUUUUUCACUAUGUCAAGCUUGCUUACUUUAAUAAAACCUUUUGUACAGAACACAUCAACAA